This is a messenger RNA of Rhinolophus ferrumequinum (greater horseshoe bat), 1922 nucleotides long. It is a transcript of the gene GGT1, whose product is annotated as gamma-glutamyltransferase 1. Gene Ontology annotation, molecular function: glutathione gamma-glutamate hydrolase. The coding region runs from base 56 to 1762 and encodes 568 amino acids. Gene Ontology annotation, biological process: regulation of immune system process; peptide modification; regulation of inflammatory response. The transcript is spliced from 13 exons. Gene Ontology annotation, cellular component: plasma membrane. The record is from RefSeq and is a predicted model, not a curated record. NCBI's taxonomy places the organism in Eukaryota, Metazoa, Chordata, Mammalia, Chiroptera, Rhinolophidae.
GGGGACUUAGUUCUGUGCUGGAGUGCAGCAGGAGGACCAGCCCUAGAGCCAGAUCAUGAAGAAGCGCUUCGUGGUGCUGGCAGUGGUGGCUGUCGCCCUGCUGCUCCUCAUCAUUGGCCUCUGCUUCUGGCUGCCCUUCACCUCCAAGCCGCCCAACCACGUGUACCCCAGGGCAGCUGUGGCCACAGAUGCCAAGCACUGCUCAGAGAUCGGGAGGGACGCGCUGCGGGAUGGCGGCUCGGCGGUGGACGCCGCCAUCGCAGCCCUGCUGUGCGUGGGGCUCAUGAACGCACAUAGCAUGGGCAUCGGGGGUGGCCUGUUCCUCACCAUCUACAACAGCACCACACGAAAAGCGGAGGUCAUCAACGCCCGCGAGAUAGCCCCUGGGCAUGCCUUCAACACCAUGUUCAACAACUCGAAGCAGUCGCAGGAAGGCGGGCUGUCGGUGGCAGUUCCUGGUGAGAUUCGUGGCUAUGAACUGGCGCACCAGCGACAUGGGCGGUUGCCCUGGGCUCGCCUCUUCCAGCCCAGCAUCCAGCUGGCCCGCCAAGGUUUCCCUGUGGGAAAGGGCUUGGCAGCAGCCCUGGAGAAAAGCCGGGCUGUCAUCGAGCAGACGACUGCCCUGUGUGAGGUGUUCUGCCGGGACGGGAAGGUGCUGCGGGAGGGGGACAGAGUGACCAUGCCACGGCUGGCUGACACAUACGAGACGCUGGCCCUCGAAGGCGCCCAGGCUUUCUACAACGGGAGUCUAACGGCCCAGAUUAUUAAGGACAUCCAGGAGGCUGGGGGCAUUGUGACGGCUGAGGACCUGAAGAACUACCGUGCUGAGCUGAUUGAGCACCCCCUGAGCAUCAGCCUUGGGGACACCCGGCUCUAUGUGCCCAGCGCCCCGCUCAGUGGGCCGGUGCUGGCCCUCAUCCUCAACAUCCUCAAAGGAUAUAACAUCUCCCGGGCAAGUGUGGAGACACCUGAGCAAAAGGGCCUGACCUACCACCGCAUUGUGGAAGCCUUCCGGUUUGCCUAUGCUAAGAGGACCCUGCUUGGGGACCCCAAGUUUGUCAAUGUGGCUGAGGUGGUCCGAAACAUGAGCUCCGAGUUCUUUGCCACCCAACUCCGGGCCCAGAUCUCCGAUGACACCACCCACCCAGCCUCCUACUAUGAGCCUGAUUUCUACGUACCGGAUGAUGGGGGCACCGCCCACCUGUCUGUGGUUGCAGAGGAUGGCAGCGCCGUGUCAGCCACCAGCACCAUCAACCUCUACUUCGGUUCCAAGGUGCUAUCGCCAGUCAGUGGGAUCCUGUUCAAUGAUGAGAUGGACGACUUCAGUACCCCCAACAUCAUCAACGAAUUUGGGAUACCCCCCUCACCAGCCAACUUCAUCCAGCCAGGGAAGCAGCCACUCUCGUCCAUGUGCCCAACGAUCAUCGUGGACCGCGAUGGAAAGGUCCUCAUGGUGGUGGGUGCCUCCGGGGGCACUCAGAUCACCACGGCCACCGCGUUGACCAUCAUCCACAGCCUGUGGUUCGGCUACGAUGUGAAGCAGGCAGUGGAGGAGCCCCGGCUGCACAACCAGCUUCUGCCUAACACUACGACACUGGAGAGAGACAUGGACCAGGCGGUGAUUACAGCCCUGAAGGCCCGGCACCACCAAACCAAGAUCACUCCUACCUUCAUUGCUGUGGUGCAGGCCAUCGUCCACACUGCUGGCGGCUGGGCUGCUGCUUCAGACUCCAGGAAAGGCGGGGAGCCUGCUGGCUACUGAGUGUUCAGGGCGGGCAACACUGACCAGCAACCCAGGGAUGAGAUGCCCAAGAGGAGUGGGACUUUGGGGGAUAUACGUCCCCUGUGUGUGGCAAAGCAGUGCAAUAAAUGGGGGCCGCAGCGCCAGGCUCUGGGCAGUCUACCGGCCGGCUUGCAACUGC